This is a messenger RNA of Gambusia affinis (western mosquitofish), 4122 nucleotides long. It is a transcript of the gene stx1a, whose product is annotated as syntaxin 1A (brain). NCBI's taxonomy places the organism in Eukaryota, Metazoa, Chordata, Actinopteri, Cyprinodontiformes, Poeciliidae. The record is from RefSeq and is a predicted model, not a curated record. Gene Ontology annotation, biological process: synaptic vesicle fusion to presynaptic active zone membrane; exocytosis; intracellular protein transport. The coding region runs from base 354 to 1217 and encodes 287 amino acids. Gene Ontology annotation, cellular component: presynaptic active zone membrane; endomembrane system; synaptic vesicle. The transcript has 10 exons. Gene Ontology annotation, molecular function: SNAP receptor activity; SNARE binding.
AGUUCACCAAACGUGUGUUUGUUGUUGUUCUGUUAACUUAUCCCAAUUCCUGUUGGAGCCAAAUUCACUCUAAAAAGACAAGAGUUUGUUUUCGCGGAUGGAUUAAAAGGGGAGUUUCAGGUAUGUGUCUGAUUGGGAAUCGGCGGAAGGCCGUGCCUCACCUUAACACAUAAAAGUAGUCCCUGUCCGUAAGGAGAACGGGGUUUCGGAGCCUCUGCCCGCGCGUCCGGCUCGCAUCAUCCAGUCGGUCUCCGCCCCGUCGCUCCAUCAUCAGCUCACAUCCAGGGAGGGGGGGGAAAUAGAAAAAGAAACGACGGGAGCAGGAGGAACCACGUCGGUGGAAAUAAGGAACCAUGAAGGACCGCAUGCAGGAACUUAGACAUGGCAAGGAGACAACAGAAGAAGAGGAUGAAGUCGCCGUGGGGAUGGACAAAGGCUUCAUGGAGGAAUUCUUUGAACAGGUAGAGGAGAUCCGGGGUUUUAUCGAGACUCUGGCAGAGAAAGUGGAAGAGGUGAAGAGGAAGCACAGCGCCAUCCUCGCCUCGCCGAACCCCGAUGAGAAGACCAAAGCCGAGCUUGAGGACCUCAUGGCAGACAUCAAGAAACUGGCCAACAAAAUUCGCUCUAAAUUAAAGAGUAUUCAGCAAACCAUUGAGCAGGAGGAAGGGCAGAACAGAUCGUCAGCUGACCUGAGGAUACGCAAAACACAGCACUCCACGCUGUCGAGGAAGUUCGUCGAGGUGAUGUCAGAGUACAACACCACGCAGUCGGACUACAGAGAGCGCUGCAAGGGCCGCAUUCAGAGACAGCUGGAGAUCACUGGAAGAAACACUACAAAUGAGGAGCUGGAGAGCAUGUUAGAGAGUGACAACCCUGCCAUCUUCACCUCUGGGAUAAUAAUGGAUAACAUCACCCAACAAGCAAUGAAUGAGAUCGAGACGCGGCACAACGAGAUUAUCAAGCUGGAAAACAGCAUCAGGGAACUUCAUGACAUGUUCAUGGAUAUGGCCAUGUUGGUGGAGAGCCAGGGCGAACUGGUGAACAACGUCGAGCGGAGUGUUAUGGGCGCUCAGGAAUACGUGGAGGAAGCAAAGGAGCGCAUCCCGAAAUGCAAAAAGUUAAAAAAGGCCAGCAGACGGAAAAUGAUCCUGAUAGGUGGUUGUGUCGCAGUGUGCCUCACCAUCCUCAUUGUUUCUCUUGCUGUCGGCCUCAGUUAGGACCCUGACACACACCGUUUGCUACUCUAGAAGUGGCUCAAUAAUUUAGCGUCACCAUUGUAAAUGAGCACUCAAACUCCGUGGGACUGAUUAAUAUUGUCUAUCUGUGUUAUUUUAUAUUGCUCUUGCACAUGUUGUGUUUCUUAUUUUGCACAUUUUCUGAAAAUUACAAAAUAUUGCGUACUUUUCAAAAUUGAGCAUUUACUCUAAUUAUCACAUGCAUCUCUGAAUAGUUCAUGGACAACCAAUCUUUUUCAAAACUUGUGGAAAGUUUUAAAUAUGCACCCUAAAAAACAGACUUUUUUAAGGGUGACGAAAUCUAGUAAAACUAUUUAAAUUUUCAGCAAGCUCACACCAAUGCAACAUCUUUCCACUUCAGGUAGAGAAACUAUUACCAGCAACAACUUCACCAGAUCUCACUUUCGAAAAAGCCAACCUAACCCUUUAACUGCACUAGCGUAGCGUUGCUGUAUGUCUUACCACAAAAACUCAAUCAAUUAGUUUUCCAAUAAUAUAUCUCCUUUUCUUCCUAAAAUGCCAUUUCAAGCUAUCACAACAAGCAGUGGUUUAAAAAAAAUCGGCACUUCAUGUGGCUCAGACACUGAAGAAAAUCACAUAUUGUCUGGAGACGCUCAUUUAAAUUUAAUUUAAUGUAGUAAUCACCAGACAUUUUCUACUUAUAUAAUUAGCAAAAAACAACUUUUCAUAUCUGAGAAAAUUCCCCCAAAAAAACGAACACAGUCUGGCUGCUGACUUCUCUAGAGUCGUUUGUUUCUGCUGUGGUAGCGAAUGUUUCCUGUCUUUCCUCUGCUCCGAGUUGAAGCCGAGACUCAAGUUGUUAUAAUCACUCAAAAACUGCAGAAAGACGAAGCGCGUUGUGCUCAAUCUGUCAUUUUCUGUGUUGUCAUUAGCAACCAUACAUCUGUUCCACAUUUGAAUCCUCUUCCUUAUUGUCACAAAAGCAAUCCAGUUAGCUUUGAAAAUAGUAUAAAGCCACUUUCUACUUAUCUUACUUAGACUGCAUCAUUGCCCAUAUAUGGUAAUGGUAUUUCCCUUUGGAGAGGCUCAACUCCAGGAAGUCUCUCCUGAUACAAAAUCAGGAGAGACAAAUCCAAAGUAAAUCAUUAUUUGUUUUGACAAAGGAUAGAAAGGUCCAUUUAAAUCCAUUUUUAUUUAAUAUAUUUAAUGGCUUUGGCUUGAAAAUAUGAUGCCGUUUUCCUUUUCAGUUCAGGACAGAUUUGGAAGAAAGUUUAAAAGAAAUGCAUAUAAAUAUGCUUGUUAAAAUACAUCAUGACCAUUUGCGUAAAUGUUGCUUCGGCUCAGGCUAUGCGAGGGAGACCCAUAUCAACAAUUUGAUCAACGUGCCAUAAGAAUUUGCACGGAUCCACCAAAAGCAUUUGGUCCAUCACAGACAUUAGGAUCUGUCUUUUCGAUUUAAAGAUUGAACAACUAGUAGUAGUCAAUUCUGUCAUGAGAAAUGCGCCAACUGAGAAUAACUGUGAUAUAAGUUUUAGUCUUUAGUUCCUAUCAUUUAGCUCUUUUGCUAAAUGAGAGACAUGGUUAAUUCAACUAAAGCUCAGAUUAAAACAAUCUGAGACAUCUUGUUAAUGUUUUGUCGGACACUGGUUGCUUAUGAAUUAUAUUUAUUGAGAUAGCGUUAAAAGCCUGUAUUUCUACCACCAGAGGGAGCUAGAGCUGAUUCUUGGUUUUAACUCUGCAGUGAUCGUGUUUGUUGGAUGUGUAAAACGCCACUAAGGCAGAGAGAACUCAACAUGCUGUAACGUAAGAAGACGGCUUGAUCUGAUCUAAUGUAUUUAUCUUGAAAUACUCUAUUAAAUCAAGCAAACUCUAAAAAGUAAAAUUCAACUUUGUUGCCGUGACGACAGUAGCUUUCAUUUCAGCUGAAUUUCCUCUCAAGAGGACAAAAACGUUUAUAGCUUGCUGUAAAUAUUGCAGCACUCUUUUAUUUACCUGCGUUUUCUGAAGAGUUGAUUAUAAUUUUAAAUGAUAAUUUUACGUUUCACUGAGUUCUCUCUGCCUGUAAAGCUUAACGUUGUCUUUAAGUUGUUGAACAAAAUGCAGGAAGCAAAUAUCCAAACGUGAGCUUUUACAAAUCCUUGUAAUAGUUGCACUCCGAGAAUUUCCUGAGAUUAUUUUAUGUUAUUAAAUCCCACUUUUGUUUUCUGACUUCCACUCUGUUCAAAUGUAUUAAAGUUCUGUUCACACUGCUAACAGGUUUUCCUCUCUUUCCUGUCUGCUGCGUGGGAUUUUUCUUCUUUUUUUAUGUUAUUAUUCCUUUUUUUUAACUCUGUGUAGAAGAAAAUCAUGAUUAUUAUAUGCUGUGUGGUUUUGGGAAUUGUCAUUGCUUCCAUAGUUGGAGGAACUCUAUCUUAAACCUCAGCCGCUGUCACACACACACACCCAAAUGAAAACAGGCAAAGCCAGUUCGUUCAGUAUCCUGUAUGAAAAACUACAAUCCAGAAUGGUGUUUCCCAACCCCGGUCCCCAGACCAAACUCCCCUGCGUCUUGCAAAUGUUUUCCUUACGAUAACACAACCGAUUCUGAGGGUCGGUGUUGGAAACGACUGAUCUGGAACGUGCUUAGCACACAGUGUGUCACAUUACAGUAUGAUGCAUUCUGCAAAUAGUGUACAGGGCCAGAGGUGAUCUCGCAUGAGUUGCUAUUUUGUAAACAUGUGGUGCUGCAAAUUGUUCAUCUGGAUGUUGUUAAAGGGUAUGAUGUUUCUGGAAAUGGGACGUUAUUCAAUAUUACAUAUUCUUAGUCAUUCCAAUUCGCCAACAAGACACUACUUUGUACUCUCUGUUUUGUGUUGUAUAAGCAAAGUGACGGGUCACUCACCUGCAGUGUUUUACCUAUUGAUUUGUAGUUUUAUAUAUAUAUAUA